CGGCAGUAGCAGCAGCAAUAGCAGUGGCAGCAGUGGAGGCGGUGGAUAUACAACGACGGGCCGGUGGCGGCACCAACGGAGGCCGCGGCAGGUGAUCAGUGUGAGCCGCACACGGUUCGGCCCGGUGGGCGAUACAGUCGUGGAGGGAGUGCGAAAUCACGCUGACGCCGAGUGGCGCGCAUCACGUCGUCGUGCUUGAAGCGCUGGAACGUGCCGAUCGAACGUGUCAUCCUCGAAGGACGCGAGUGAACGUCGGGGGCCACCGGGAGAAAAAUAAAAAAAAGAAAGGGGGUGAGAAGAAACAUUCGUGUGUACGAAAAGUGAGAAAGAUAUUCGGCGAAUCCCCGCCGGAAAAGGGGAAAGAGAACGCGGGUAGUACACGGUGAGAGAAGAACUCGGAUAGCGCGCGGGCGCGAAGGAAGUGCGAGGGGAAAACACGGCUCUCGGGAAGCAGCUGACAGAAAAUGAUGUGACGGACGUGGUGUCGCGAGUCGCGACAGCGGAGGGGAACCGGUGAAGAAGUGCGAGAUUAAAGGCAGCGCGAUUCCGGAGAUAGAGAGCGCGCGCGAACAGAGCGAUGGGAUACACCGCGGACAAGUCGACGAUGUGAUCUCGUGCGAAGGGAUUUAAAUAGCGUGCUACGUCUCGAUCGUCUCGAUCGAGAUCUCUCGUUCGCCCGGUCGAAAGUCAGGAAAGAGAAAAAAAGAGAAAGAAGGGGGAGGGAGAGAAAGAAAAAGAGAGAGAGAGAGAGAGAGAGAGAGAGCUAGUGCUGCUGUGCGGUCCAGCGCAGCCUUCUCCGGCGCUCCGUGCUUGACGCGCGUUGCGCGCGACCCGUCGCGGAUUCCGAUCUCAGUGCUCGCGCGCGAACCGUCCGAGGAACGAGCGAACGGUCUCUCUCUCUCUUUCACCUGCCGCCGCCGAGGAACCGCCGUGACACGGAGAGAAUACACGCGGCAGUUACGUCCGCGGUAAUAAUCGGCAGACGACACGUCGCCCGGACUCCGAUCAGUAAAGAUAGAAAGAGAGAGAGAGAGAGAGAGAGAGAGAGAGGGGGGGAGAGAAAGAGAGAAUCCUUGAAAGUGCGAAAACAGAUCAGUGCGUUGAGACAGUGCGGGUGGAUGUGGAACGCCGACGACGUUCUCUGGUGAUCUCGGUUGCUAUGAUCGUGCCGCGUUGGUCUCACGUGGAACGAUCAUGAUUUACUUUAGGCCGCACGACGGGAGGAGUCUACGGUGCAACGCGAACGCGAGACACUUGAACGUGCUCGUGGUGGUGCCGCUCUUUCCUCUCUGGAUUAUCGGCGCGUUCUGCGUGAAGGACAUACCCAUAUCACACAUCGUGGCUCUGGUCGGAGAUCCCACCUAUCUUCCCUGCGACAUAUCAACCACUCACGAGGGGGACUCGGUGCAUCUUGUGCUGUGGUAUCGCGAGGAUCUUGGUACAUCAGUUUACAGUGUCGACGCCAGGGGCCGGGACUUUGGCUUCGCCGAGAAAUGGUCGGACGACACCGUGUUCUCGAAUCGGGCCUAUUUCAUGCCGGACAAGCAGCCGGCCGAGCUCGGGGUCGAUCACAUCAGGGAGGAGGACGCGGGUAUCUACAGGUGCCGCGUCGACUUCCAGAUCGGCCAGACGAGAAACUCCAAAGUCAAUUUGACCGUGAUCGUGCCGCCGCACAAGAUCGUGGUCGUCGACACGGACGGGAACGUGCGCGACUCGACGGUCGGCCCGUACGUGGAGGGUGACAGUCUGACGCUCUUCUGCGACGUCCAUGGAGGUAAGCCGGCCCCGACGGUGUCCUGGUAUCGCAACGACAAAUUCGUCAGCAACAGGACCAGCACGCUGCGCAACGGCGUGACACGCAGCGAGAUCGUUAUACAAAAUUUAGGUCGGGACGACGUCCACUCGAUGCUGACCUGCAACGCCACGAAUAACAAUAGGUCGAUCCCGCUGUCGGCGUCGGUCAGCGUAGACAUGAAUUUCAGCCCGCUGGAGGUGAAGAUAAUUGGCGCGAACCAGCCGCUGUCGGCCGGCAAGAGAUACGAGUUGGUCUGCACAACUUCCGGCUCCAGGCCAGCGGCCGUCGUCACCUGGUGGAGAAAUGGUCAGCGCUUAGUGGAUUCCAAGGAGGCGACCUCCGUCGAUGGGAACACGACCACCAGCGUUUUAUCUUUCAUGGCGACGAAAGCGGACGCAGGCAGACACUUGUCGUGUCAAGCUGAAAAUCGAAUCAUGAGAACCGCACCGAUGGAGGACGGCUGGGUGCUCCAGAUACAAUACACGCCGGAGACGCAGAUCCAGCUCGGCACGUCGCUCAAUCCGAACGCGAUACGUGAGGGCACGGACGUCUACUUCGACUGCCUCAUACAGGCCGAGCCGUCAGUCUACAAAGUGGAAUGGCGGCAUCAGGGCAAGGCGCUUCAUCAUAACAUCACGCAGGGCAUCAUAAUCAGCAACCAGAGUCUGGUGCUGCAGGGAGUCGAUCGUAAAAGCGCCGGCAAUUACACGUGCGUGGGAUAUAACACCGAGGGCGACGGCGAGAGUUCGCCGUUUUAUCUCAACGUGAUGUUCGCGCCCACGUGCAAGCCGAACCAGACCAAGGUCCACGGCGUGGCGAAGCAGGAGAAGGCGAAUAUAUCCUGCCAAGUGGAUGCGAAUCCGCCGGAAGUGCAAUUCCGUUGGACCUUCAAUAAUUCCGCCGAGAGUAUCGACGUGGCGGCGGGGCACAUCGCCCGCGCCGGCACAUCCUCCAUCGUCUCGUACACGCCGAUGACGGAAUUAGAUUACGGCACGUUACUCUGCUGGGCCAGCAAUCGCAUCGGGCAUCAACAAGUGCCCUGCGUCUAUCACAUCAUACCGGCGGGCCGACCGGACAUGGUUCACAAUUGCACGACCUCGAACACGUCGACCAAUUCGUUCUCGGUGCGAUGCGCGGAGGGCUUCAACGGCGGCCUGCCGCAGUCCUUUCUGCUGGAAGUGCGCGAGAGCAACACCCAGGAGUUGCGUGCCAACCUGACGUCGCCGGUGCCGCGCUUCAGCGUCACUCAGCUGGAGUCGGGCGCCCUUUAUCAGGCUUGCAUCUACGCCUACAACGACAAGGGUCGCAGCGAAGCCAUGGUGGUGCAGGCCGGCACUCUCCGGCUACCGGAGAAGCAAUUGACGUCCGAGUCAGAACGGCCGAGGCAGCACGUCAAACUGACACCGAUGCUGAGCGUGAUGAUCGGCGUGGUGACGGCUCUCAUCAUCGUCGCGGUUAUAGUGAUGGUCGUUUUACGGAUUCAGCACACGCAUGUGGACGAGCAAAACAAGUCGCAGAUGGAGGAUCACGCGAAGCAAACGAAAGCUGUUCCCAUACAGAGGGAGCUGAGAUUCCGCGAGGGGUGCAGCCUGCUCGCGGACGAGAAGCACCCCAGCAGUCCGUUCAGGAAGCUGGACACCAGCGGCGAUCUGAGCGAGAGCGACGAGAAAAAUCCGGACAUCAUUCCGCAGCAGAUUACGGGAGACGAACCGUCGGAAUACUUACGGAAGAGACGCUUGGUGUCAACGAUCGAGACGUCACCCUCGAGAAGUCUCUUGGAACACUCGACGGUGACUUCCAUCAGCGGACACAGCAGUUACGUCGGUUACUGCACGAUUCGCAACGGCAUGCCGCUGCACGAGUUCUCGAACUUGUCAACAAAGCACAAAAGCUUUCAGCCGAUGGUGGGCGACGUGUACGAGAGCGGCAUUUGCACCCUGCCGAGGCAGCACUGGCCCAGCCAGAGCGUCCAGUCGAUGUCGAUGUCGAUGAGUCCUCCGAUGUUGUACGCCGGCCUGGGCGUUGUCAGCAGGACCUGCCCGAGCGGCACGUUACUGACGAAGGACUGCGGCGAGGCGAGGGUGCCCGGCCAAUGCUGCCCGGUGCAGUCGCAGAAAGACGGGACGAUAAGCACGCCGGUGGUGAUGGCCAAGCGGGAGAGCUCCGUGUGACCCUACACCCACCACGGGGCCUGCACCGUGUGCAGCGUGAGCGAACUGCUAUGAGCGACCCUUGUCGAUCGCGAGAUAGCCGCGAGUCCCGAACGACACGAUGGUCUGAAGGACAAUUGAGAGGUCUCCGGAGGACGCGCGACGACUAGGGAACGUCUCUCGCGCGUAGAAUUGCGAUUUUUCUUUCUUCUCGGAGAGAGCUUUUCAACGCCGAGAGAAACGUCCGGGAUAGAUUAAGAAGACGCGUCGUUUGGAGGGGAGGCAGGACAUGAUCGAAGGAAGUUCGAAAGACCUGAGUGUUUGUUAACGAUUUCGAUGAUUGAGACUGGUGACGGAAGGAGGAGACGUAUCCCUUCGGUAGCCCGAGAUGAAGUCCUCGGGAGGGAAUCGGGACGUCCGGCGUGUCGUUCGGGACGCUUGGAACGCGCGUGAGCCGGUUCGAGUCGGACGGAUUUUACGUUCCUCCAAUCGUCAGGAUUCGCGUCUCUCUGUUGAAUCAAGUGCCCUUUUCACACCGAAGGACGACGAACAGCCCCGACCGGUUCUCCUCGCCGGCUUUUCUCGCGUCAGCGCCGUUAGCUCUUCGCGACCGGACCCCCCGGUGGAGCCUCGCGACGGAGCCGUGUGGUAAAGAAAAAAAGAGAGAGAGAGUGUAUAUGUGUGUGAGUUUUACGAUGUAUGCGUGUGCGAGCGCGAGUUUGCCGUACUUGUACAUACCUCGAGACGCAGAAGAUAUUUUGUACGAGA
Messenger RNA from Harpegnathos saltator (Jerdon's jumping ant), 4713 nucleotides. RefSeq names its product neural cell adhesion molecule 1. Bases 1195 to 3966 code for a protein of 923 amino acids. NCBI's taxonomy places the organism in Eukaryota, Metazoa, Arthropoda, Insecta, Hymenoptera, Formicidae. The transcript has 14 exons. Gene Ontology annotation, molecular function: protein binding. The record is from RefSeq and is a predicted model, not a curated record.